AUGGUCGAGGAUGGCCUUGCAUCCCAUCCCUUGAUCUGCAAUGCCCAUGUCGACGAUACAGCGAUCUAUCUCCAACGCCUUAGUUCGCUCCCCUGGAUCCUUCGACAUCUCCAAGACUACGGGGAUAUGUCGGGCCUCCACAUCCAACUCCAGAAAUCUUUUGGCAUAUGCCUGAACACGUUCCACACGCCCAAGGUGGUUCAUGGCAUACCCUUUGUCUCCGGCCCCGAUCGGCGCCGUUACCUCGGCAUACAAGUGGGCCUCGGCUCGUUGUCGGACGCAAAUUGGUCCUUAUGCUAUCAAUCCAUUGAAGAACGCCUUCGAUUGGCGAAUAUCAAACCUCUCCAUCAACCCGCUUGGGCCAUCAUCCUCCGCGCAAUCGUACACCCCAAAAUUGCCUUUCUGGCCACGUACCUCCAACCAUCCGACCAUUGGAUCUCCCGACUGGAGGCUCUCAUUUUCCGGUUCUGGUGGCGCGGCUCCACAGUAGCACUACCGGGUAAACUCCCCACCUACAUCGCCAAAUACCACCUUUCCAAACCUACGCGUCAAUAUGGAUGGGGCCUACCGGAUGUCCGGCGCAUUGCUCAGCAACAGGCGCUUCGGCGGUUUGUACGCCUAGUUCACUCCCCGGACGGGUGGGCCCAUGCCAUAGCGCUGAGCGGCCUCCAGCUCCCUAGUGGAUCUCCAUACAUCCUCCACCCAACAGCACGCCGUACCCCCCUGCGACCUCUGGAGGACUCUCUUCUCUGCGGCCAGGUCCUUGCCAGCAGGGCACUUGCACAAGCCUGGCCCCGUACACGAAUGGCCCGCGACUCCACCAUGGCUUUCCUCCAGGCAGCGCGCCUGGCCGCCACGUUCACUUGGGACAAAACGGGCACUUGUCAUUGCCACAUGCCCAUGGAACUCAAACAGUCCGCGACUAGUCUCCAAACGGCCCUGCUCAGCUCAACCACAUCCGAAUGGCGACGGCAUUUAUGGCAUGGGCAACUCCAUGACAAUACGUGGAUUAGAGACCACCAAGAUCACGCCCUCCGCCGCUCUCACUUCGACACAUUUGCCGCGGCCUUCUCAGAAACCGGGCUGGGCGACAUGUGGACCUUCACACCCCAGCACAGCCCCCUGCCUAUACACCAAGCUCACCUUCAAUAUCUGUACCUGCUCACCUUAAGCAUGGGUCUCACGUGCCAGCCCACCAUGCCUCCACCCCUCCGUCGUAUGUGGUUCCCCAUUGCCCCAGCCCCGGUGACCCUACGACGCCAACCCCCGGUGGUUAAGCGCAUCAGCUCAGCAAUGAAUAUUACUCUCAACCCAACCCCGCCUUCCGACACUAAAUACCUGCGGCGGCAGAUCCGACUGUGCUGCGCAGCAGACCUUGAUCAUGCCCCCGAGCUCUGGGACAGAGGAUGGACGGACUCUCAGCUACCCGGAGCGCUCCAGUGGUUUAUGUACCGCUGGCACCACCAGGCCUUCCCCUUCCGAACGUCCCCUCUCCCACCAAUGUGUCCAUUUUGUAAGGCCCCAGACGGGCCGGCACAUACCUUUUGGCUCUGCCCGCGCGCGCAAACUCACUGGCGUCAGGUCCUGGCCCUCUGGUUCGGAGUUACUCCCGACCAGCACACUUCCAGCUACGCCGCUUCUAUCCUGCAAGGCGAGCAGCUUCCACCGGCACCAUGGCUCUUAGCCUCGCCCAAUUGGACCACACAUGGCAUCGCCCAAGAUCGUUUAGGCCAUCAAGCCUGGCGUCUCGUCCGUGGCCUCUCCCUACGUCAGCUAUGGAACGACCGAUGCGCAGCCCUCCAUGCCAAUAAUGACCACAUCUCUCCGCCAGGGACAUUCCCUCUCUUACUCCAGGCCCACUUCGCGGCACUCACGAGCUACCACACGCGCCGACGACAUCGGCUCCGCGCAGAACUCUACCAUGCCCUGGGCUCUCAGUGCCGUCUCCUCAACUCCCCACCCAUCCCUCCACCGCGCGGACAGACCCCAGUGCGCAUGGACGCUGUGGUGUUCUUUGACGGAGCGGCCCGUCUGGACCCGGCGUGUGGGGGGUCCGGCGCCCUGGUUAUGCCGCGCGAAUACCCCCUUCUUUGCGACUACGAUGCACAUUUCAUCCCUACAGCCACAACGAACAACCAAGCUGAGUAUGAUGGCCUACUACGAAGCCUUCAGCUAGCCCAGUCCCGCGGUUACACCCACCUUACGGUAUACGGGGAUAGUCAACUGCUCAUGCGUCAAAUGCAGGGUAUCUACCGUGUGAGUCAUCCCGGGCUCCGCGCCCAAUACCUCCAGGCCCGCCGCCUAGUAGCUACAAUCCACUGUACAUGGCGACACCGACCUCGGGAGGGCAAUCAAGCAGCGGACUUCUUGUCCAAAUUGGCGCCGGAUGAUUGCGCUUCGUACACCUCCUUGGAUGGGCCGGAGUCCGUUCCUCUACCAUCACGGCAGCUCGCCCCACUCUAUGAUUUCCUGGACAUGGAUCUCGCCUUCAACCCUGGGUAGCCCCAUACCAUUUUCCCCAGUAGUGUAGCUUUGUCUGUAUAAGCUUACAAGUAAUCCAUCAACCUUAAAAGAAAAGAAAAC
This is a messenger RNA of Aphanomyces astaci, 2583 nucleotides long. RefSeq lists its product as hypothetical. Bases 1 to 2502 code for a protein of 833 amino acids. The record is from RefSeq and is a predicted model, not a curated record. Gene Ontology annotation, molecular function: nucleic acid binding; RNA-DNA hybrid ribonuclease activity. NCBI's taxonomy places the organism in Eukaryota, Oomycota, Saprolegniomycetes, Saprolegniales, Verrucalvaceae. The transcript has 2 exons.